CGCCCGGGGCACCCUCCUGUGCGGGGCAGCGGGACGGAGUCCGCGGGGGACGCUGCGGAGCCCUUGGGUCCCGCGGGCUCUCGCUGGCGGCCCUGUCCAGCGCGGCUGCCGCGCUCCACCCCAGAGGUGGCUGCAUGGGCAGAAGCCCUGGCCGCGGGGAGGGCGGAGCGGGCCGAGGCUGGGUACAGGGCGGUCCCCGCUGAACUCUCCUUAGGUCGGGGGAGGGGGCCUCUGGAUUGACCCCGUGUCCGAUGGGGGGGCUGGUUAUGGGGCAAAUGUCUGCUCCCAGCAGCCCAGCCCCCCCGGAGAGCGCCACGGCCUGGUCUCCAGGGCGCUGGGCUGUCGCUUCGCUGGGCCCCGAUCCCGGCCGGGGGCCCCCCCGGGCUGUCGCCCCUCAUUGCGGUGAGGUGGCAAGUGGGUUCCCCUCCCCGCUGUUGGGGCUGGGUUUGUGGAGAUGUAGCUGAGGGGGGAUGCAGGGAACUGUGCCAGGGAGUUGUCCCCCCUCCGGGUCACCCCCUGCCCUUGUGCUCUCCUCAGGUGUCCCUACACGGUGGGUCUGGUGGGAUCCCCUUUGCGCCUUCCCACUCGUGUGGGGCUGGGGCAUGGCUAACGCGCCAGGGCUGGUGUUCGGUGCCGCGGGGUCUGUUUGGGCGGCCCCUGGGCUGGUCCCUCUGAGCUGCGCCAAGGCCGCUGUGCGACUGAGUUGUUGCUUUGUAGGUGUUUGCCCUGGUCUCCCCAGGGUGGGCUGGGUGCCCCCUGCUGCCCCUUGCACUCUGCAGCCCCUGGCCCUGCAGGCUUGUUGGCACUUGUUUGCCCUUGGGCAGCAUCCGCCACACGUGAUGUUUAUUUCAUGCUGGGCCCACCAGCCCCUGGGGGGGGGGGUAUAAAUAGGGGCUGACGCUGGCCAGGGCCGGGACAGGUGCACGGCCCUCCAGGGCAGCAAGGCACGGCCGGAAUGCCAGCCGCAGCCAGCGGGACGCCUGGGCAGCAGUGACGGGAGAUGGCAGAGCAGGAACUAGACACCCCCCUUCCCCUGGGCGUAUGGGGCCCAGCCAGUGCCACCUGGGCUGGGGAGGCCGAGCCAGCCAGGGAGAGAGUGAUCCAGGGAGAGCCGUGCACAGCCCAGGGUCAGGCCUGCUAAGGGCCCAACCUGGGAAUGUCCCGUUCCCACUCCCACUUGGCAGAGCUAGGAGUGACAGGGUUCAUGGGGAGCUGGGCAGAGCACUUCCAGCCUCCUUCCCAGCGCCCAGCUCUGCCACUCACCCGCUAUGACCCCGGGCAGGUCCCUACCCUGCUCCGUGUCUGUUUCCCAGCUGUAGAGAUGGCCUGGCCUCUCAACACCCCCAGAGUUUUAAUUCAUGUUCCGUGCCCCCUGAGCCAGCCAGUCUCCAUCCUGGGGCCAGAUGGGAGCCAGCACCCCCCCAGAGGGGAAAGGCCCCACAUCCCAUUCCCCACCCCCCUGAGUCAGCCAGUUCAAGCCCUGGGGCUGGAGCCGGUGCCCCCCCAGAGGGGAAAGGCCCCAUGUCCCAUUCCCCACCCACCCUAGGGCCGAAUGAGAGAUACUGCCCCCAGACGGGAAAGCCCCUGUCUCCCAUUCCCUGCCCCCUGAGCCAGCCAGUCCCCACCCUGGGGUUAGAUGGGAGCCAGUGCCCCCUAGGUGGUAAAGGUCCCAGGUCCCAUUCCCUGCCCCCAUGAGCCAGCCAGUCCCUGCCCUGGGGGUGGAUUGGAGCUGGUGCCCCCCAGAGGGGAAAGGCCCCAUGUCCCAUGGGGAUGCUCCAUCUCCUACAUUUCAUGCCCUGGCUGCAUCCUCUACCUUUCCUGCCCCUCCUUCACCCCAGGUAAGUGGCGACAGGUAUGAGGGGAAGGUGCGGGCCUUCGAGGUGCUGGCGAGGGGAGCAGCGCAGGAGCCCGAGGGCUGGCGGCAUGGCGUGGCCAGGGUCCGGGAUGCCGUCAGUGAGGAGAAGCAGAAGGUGAAGGAAGAGAGGAGGAAGAAGCUUGAGACGUUCGACAGCACCCGUGUGCGGCUGGAGAGUCUCCAAGACCUGGAGGCGAUCGUGAGGCUGCGGAAGCACAAGAGGAGCCGGAAGAGGGUCCGCCCCAAGGAGCCCGAGCCGGCUGUGCCGGCUGAGCCUGUGGACGCUGCCCGGUUCCUGCAGGCGGUGCUGGAGAACCAGGUUCCCAUGAUUGACAAGUACCUGGCAGACGGUGGGGACCCCGAUGCUCACGACCAGUUCAGGUGCACGGCGCUGCACUGGGCCUGCCUCCGGGGCCAUGCAGAGAUCGUGGACAAGCUGCUGGCGGCUGGAGCCAAGCUGGAGCCCAGGGACAUGCUGGAGGCCACGCCUAUGCUCUGGGCCUGCCGCGGGGGGCACCUGGACAUUCUCCAACGCCUGCUGGACAGAGGAGCCAAGAUCUCCACGCGGGACAAGCUGAGGAGCACAGCGCUGCACGUGGCUGUCCGGACAGGGCACUGUGACUGCGCCGAGCACCUGAUCGCCUGUGGGGCCGAGAUUGAUGCACAGGACAAGGAGGGGGACACGCCCAUUCACGACGCCAUCCGGCUGGGCCGCUUCAAGGCUGUGAAGACCCUGCUGAUGUAUGGUGCCAACCUCAGCGUCCGGAACCAGGAAGCCCUGCGACCCGUGGACCUGGUGAAGGACUGGCAGAGGGGCAUCCGGCAAACCUUGCAGGCGUGUGCCGACCAGCAGCGCCCCCCUCGGCCGCACUGACGCAGCAGGACCAGCGUUCAAUCCCCUCCCCCACUACUGACCACUGAGGGGGUCUGGGCCCUGCCGUGAGCCACCUCAGUGCCCUCUGCAGGCCGUGCUCAUCCCUACACGGCUCCCAUGUCUGGCCAGGGGAUAGGGCCACCCGUCUCUGGAGGGCUCGUGGGGGGGCGGUGAGGUUUGAGCCGGACGCUCCCCUAUUCCUGGUUGUAUGGGGAUGUGUCCCUUUCCCUGGAGCUGCCCCUUGGCCAGGUGAGGCCCUUGCCAUCCCUUGGGGAAACUGAGGCAUGGAGGGGCUAAGACUUGCCCAUGGCCACACAGCCAGUUAGUGGGAGAGCUGGAGAUGAACCCAGGAGUCCUGCUGUUUUGCCCAGCCCCACUCCAACCACUAGGAGGCACCAUCUCCCCAUGGCCCGCACCACAAGGAGAGGAACUGCCCUGGGGGUCUGAGCAGACCCCCUCCCCCUUCUGAGCCCUGGCCUGGCCCCCUCCCGCUUCUGGGCAGGCAAGCCCUGCGGCCUUCCCGAGGCCAUGCUGGAAGGAACACUGCUGCCCCCCAGGGGUAGGCACCUGUUGCACCCCAGGGUUAGCUGGGGGUGGGGGCUGACUGCAGGAAGAGGCUGAGCCAGCCCUGGGGGUAGAAAAUGGGGCAGUGAGACGGGUCAGCAGGGCCCAGGCCAGCGCAGGUUCCUGGCUGCUGGAGGCAGGCGGCUUUCCUGGCCUGCCCUCGGCCGUCUCACGGUCACUCUGUGCCCUGGGCUGCCCCCUAAGGGUGUGCAGGCCUGGCCCCCAACCCCCUGGCUGGCAGGGCCUGGUGCCUGAGGGGCUCCUGCUGCUGCUCCCCCCCAGCCCCUCACCUCUGCCCAUGGCGGCAGCUGCACCCAGCCUCCUGUAGCUGUGAGCACAGCCCCUGCCUUCCCCUUGGCCUCCAGCAGCCUGGCUGUGCCAGCUCCCAGCCAUACGUGUCCCCUGGGCUCAGGCUCCAGGCAGUGGGUAACAGCAGCAGGGUAGGAGAUGGCUAACAGCUGGGGGGAGAGGUGCCCUCUCACAGCCUGGCACAGGACAGGCACAGCCCCCUCUGUUCCCCCAGUCCCUGGGAGCGCUGCUGGCCCAGGAGGAGGUGAGCUGGUUGAGCUGCCUGUGGGGAUAGGGAGACUAGAGCCCAAGGAACAGGGGACCCUCCAGCCAGUUAGCCUGGAGCCAGCCAGCACCCACCGGCAACACACCGAGUCUGCCCUGACCCCAGCCUGGUUCUGGCUCUUCCCUAAGUCCUAGGGGGAAGGUGCCCAGGCUGAGAGGGACAUGGUCCUGCUUCUCUGCUGCUGGCCUUGGGUGAGUCCUGGCCCCUGCCUCAGUUUCCCUAUGUGUAAAAUGGGGCUAACAGUGAAUCAUAGAAUAUCAGGAUUGGAAGGGACCUCAGGAGGUCAUCUAGUCCAACCCCCUGCUCAAAGCAGGACCAAUCCCCAGACAGAUUUUUACCCCAGUUCCCUAAAUGGCCCCCUCAAGGAUUGAACUCACAACCCUGGGUUUAGCAGGCCAAUGCUCAAACCACUGAGCUAUCCCUCCCCCCAGGAAUGGAGCCAGCUUCUGAGUUCAUGCCCAGCCCAUUGGGCAGCUCUCAGAGCCGCAGGCUGCCACCUCAGCACUGCAGGUCAGGCUGAGACCACGUGGGUUGCAAUGGACAUAUUUAAUGUGCCCAGGAAGCUGCUGCGGCUGGAGUAUGGCCCCUGGGCCCCCUCUUACACACGCUGGCAUGGGCAGCACUUCUCCCCCGCCAGAACUGCUACCUGGGUGCUAAUGGAGCUGGAUGGACCCACGCUCUGGGGUAGCCGGCCUAGGAGAGUGCCUGCAACGCUGGCAUAGCGCAGACUUGGUCGUGGGCUUGGUACAGGGCUGCCCCCCUCCCCCCUGGCCUGGCACCAGUGCCCUUUGAAUGCUGGCCUUAGCAGGGCCCCCAGCAGGUAGAGGCUCUAGCUCCCUGCUGGGAGGGUAAGGAACCCUGUGCCCAGGGCUGGGGGGUGAGGUUAGAGGAGACACUCCCUGCACCCCUGCCCUGGCUCCUGCCUGAGACUACAGCUCCCAGUGCCAGUCACUGCCUGAAGCGGCCCCACCUGUGCCCCAAUACUGCUGGGAUGGGCACAGGCCAGAGCAGGCACAAGUGCACAAGGCGGCAGCAGGUACAACCGGGAAUCUGCCCUAGCCGCAGCCCCCAGCUCUCUGCAGAGUGGGCUCCAGGCCUGCAGGUACCUGGCCCCCAGGCAAGUGAAUAAAGCUCCCUUCCAAGCAGUGGCAGUGCCAUGUUCUGUAUCCACCCUUGCUACGCAGGUGCCGUGCCAGGGCAACAGAGGGAUGUGAGCGCUGGCCUCCUGGCUGCACUAUGUGGGGCAGAUGGGGGGCUGGAUCACAGCUUGGUUGGAUCACGCCAGGUCUUUCAGGAAGAAGGCAGCUUAGAAGGGGGAGGGGCACCUGGCUCACAGCCCCUCCCUUUUCUACACACCACACCUGUCUCCCCCAUCACUGCAGAGCAGCACUGCAUGAACUGUGCCAGCAAGCGGCCCCCACCCUCUCCAGCAGCAUCUCCCUGCUCAGCCCAGCCCGGGCACCUCCUUUUACUGCAGGCAACUGUGCAGGUUUCAGAGGGAGGGGCCAGCGCUGGGGAGGGAAAGUGACUAGCCUGGGCCCUGAAAUGGGUGUUUCCUGUCCUGUGCCAGAGGGGGAUGGGUCUGCUCAUGGGGGUUAACCCAGGGCAGCGGCGGGGGUGGGUGCCCCUCGCAGGAAGCCCCGUCUCAGGGUGCAGGAGCCUUCACAGAAAACCUUUUCCUCUAGCCAAGACGUGACAGGUGUGCAGGCCUGGCCCCCGACCCCCUGGCUGGCAGGGCCUGGUCCCUCCCUGUACUGGUGCCUGAGGGGCUCCGGGGGGGGAGGGGGGAGGGGAAAACAGGGACUGCUCACCCAAGAGGUGCCUGCAGCCCCCCCCCCCAUUUCCACCCCACUUAACGGCAGC
This is a messenger RNA of Malaclemys terrapin pileata, 5730 nucleotides long. RefSeq names its product ankyrin repeat domain 23 (gene ANKRD23). Bases 1692 to 2729 code for a protein of 345 amino acids. NCBI's taxonomy places the organism in Eukaryota, Metazoa, Chordata, Testudines, Emydidae. Gene Ontology annotation, molecular function: protein binding. Gene Ontology annotation, cellular component: nucleus; cytoplasm. The transcript is spliced from 8 exons. The record is from RefSeq and is a predicted model, not a curated record.